Molecule: messenger RNA, 2099 nt
Organism: Leguminivora glycinivorella
Lineage: Eukaryota; Metazoa; Arthropoda; Insecta; Lepidoptera; Tortricidae
Product: zinc finger protein 58-like
Source: RefSeq, a predicted model, not a curated record
CAAACGUAUAAUCUACUCGUUUUAUCAUCACAAAAGCCCCAAAUUACUAAUUCUGCGCAAUUAAUUCCCUUACAUUUCUUUUAAAUUACUAAUAUAGAAGUUUAGUGACUUUCAUCAGCUUCGUUAUUUCGCGCAGAAAUGUAAAAGCGCCAUGUUGGUUGUAAAUAAUAUGCCCCAAGGGGAUAUGCCAUUUUAUCGACAAAGUUGAUUUGAGCGUGUAUUUCGUGCAUUCGAUAUCGCUGGGCGAGCAAACCUUGCAUAGUGCAGUAGUUGCAUUACAGCGCGCCAGCGUUGCAAGCGACCAUGGAGCCAUUGGAGGCUCAACCAGAGCCAGCGCCCCCGCCCAAAGACAUGAAGUUCAUCUCCGUCACCAGCGACGAACUUACCGAGGAACAGCGCAUGAUGUAUGAGUCCGUACUCGCCACGUGGAAGCCCGUCCUCUUCCCCAAGCAACCCAAGCGGUACAUCUGCCAAAAAUGCAACAAAGAGUUCAAAAACUAUCAAAACCUAUACCUCCACACCACCAGAGUACACUCCACCGAAGACUCCGCUGUGCUGUGCGACAUUUGUGAUAAAACCUUCAAAAACAAACACUACCUCUACAUGCAUAGGAUGAAUAAACAUUACUCCGAACACGAGAAAUGCUACUGCCAAUAUUGUCUACAAGAAUUUAGAACUAGACGCGCUCUACACAUGCAUGUAAAGAGAAUCCAUCCUGCGACGCUACCAGAAAUCAAAUGCCAAGAAUGUGGAAAAGAAUUCAACGUUCCUUAUAAACUGAAAUACCAUAUCGAUAGAUGCCAUAAGAUUGAUAAAGAGAAAUACAAAUGUCCGAUAUGUGAAAAUUAUAAGAGCCAUUUAAAUUUGAACAGGCAUCUGCAUUUUCAGCAUUCGCAAGUGGAGAGACAUCCGUGUGUGUUCUGCGAUAUGACUUUUAAGUCGCGACAUCAUAUGAAAAGACAUAUUUUAAACAUACAUCCUCCAUUGGAAUCUAAAGUGCAAUGCCCGGAGUGUUCCAAAGAAUUUAAAAACGACCAAUACUUAAAAGAACAUAUGCAGGUCCAUUCUUCUUUGGAUACUAAAGUGAAAUGCGAUUUGUGCGACAAGUACUUUCAUUCCGCUAUCCGUUUGAAGAAGCAUAAGAAGAUCGUGCACCCAGACAAGCCUAAAUUACGUUGCGAGAAAUGUGACAAAGAGUUUGCGCACGCGCAUUACUUGCGACGACAUAACAAUUCAGUGCAUGUAGAAUUAAAAGAGUCCGAUUACCCGCACGAGUGUGAGCAGUGCGGGAAAAAGUUUAAAAUAAAAAGGUAUCUCAACAAUCACAUGCAGAGACACGAACAGCAGCAUUUGAAGAGGAUAUCGAUGAUGGUGAAGACUGUGAUGGAAGACGGCAAGCCGGUGGGAAAGAGAGGGAGAAGGCCGAAGCAGCCGCCGAAAGAGAUAGAGUUCAUUAAGUGCGAGCCGGUCUCGAGUUCGGAGUCGUCGGGUGAUAGUGAGGAUGAGUCGGACUCGGAAUAAGGCGUUAUUUGUAACACCCAAGUUUUCUGUACAAAAAUACGGGAAUUAUUGCCCUGCGGGAAUGAUUAAUACCAGAGCAGCUACUAUGAAAAAUCCUUACUCACGCAGGACUUUUUAUGUAAAGUUAAGCUAGAAAAAUGUAGUCACGGGCGAUAACUGAUAACGCAAGUCAUACUAGCCGCUCUGGAUUUUGUCAAAGUACGGCCAUACUUCGUUGUACCUUAUAUGUAAAUAGAUUUUAUUGUUCUCUUGAGUGUAGAUAUAAAAUGUACCUAUACCUAUUAUUAUAAAUAAAUAAUUUAAUUGCAAGUUGAAUAUUAAGGAUACCGUUUAGGGUUAAGUUGAACCUAUCAAUAAUGGUGAACUACCACCUGAUUACCAGCAGCUUGCCUAUUUUAUUUAAAGGUGUUGAUGAAAAAAAUUACUAUUUCUUGUCUAUAUACUAAUUAUAAGUUUUUCUAACACGAAUGAAGAUUUUUUUUACACACAAUGAAAUUGAAUUGUGUAUAUUGUACACUCAAGGACUGUAAUUUUGUAGCCAUUUGGAUGUCACAAUAAUUUUGUUACUUAUGCCAUAA